GACCCCAAAUCCUGCAGAGUCGGAGCGCAGAGACCCCAAAACCUGCACAGCUGGAACCCAGAGACCCCAAAACCUGCAGAACCAGAACCCAGAGUUCCUGAGAGCUGCAGCCAGGACGGCAGAGAGCCAGAGCCCCGAAACCCCAGGAACCCUGAAACCCCAGGAACCCCAAAACCUCGGGAGCCCCGAAACCUUGGGAACCCUGAAACCUCGGGAGCUCUGAAACCUCGGGAGCCCCGAAACCCCAGGAGCCCCCAGCCCAGGCCGGGGGGCAGGAGCCACAUCCAGCCCCGUGUGCAGAGGGAGGGUCCCUCACCCCAGAGCGAGCAGUGGCAUGUGGCACGUGUGACCCUCCCCACCUGUGCCAGGCCACCAUGGAGCCGUGCCCGGGGCAGCCCCAGGAGGCCCUGCUGACGGUCAACGAGCAGGUCAUUGUCAUGUCCAGCCACGAGACCAUCCGGGUGCUGGAGGUGGGGGUGGAUGGGGACCCCAAAACGGCCGGGGAGGGAGCGGGGGGGUCCCCGGCACAGGGGGGGCCCCCAGGUGUGGAGGACGCUCCCGCCAGCACCCCGAGCUCGUCCGGCGGGGAGGCGGCAGGUAAAGCCAAAGCAGCGUCGCCCACCCCGGUGGCCUCGAGCCCCGCCCCGAGCCAGCCCGGCGUGACACACCUGGCCGUGCAGGCCGCGCCACAGGUGUUGGCUCAGGAAAGCGGAGAAGCUGGGCUCCAGGUGCACAGGUGGGGCCGGGGAGGGAUCCUGUGUAGGGACGCUGCACCUGUGCCAGGUGUGUCGGGGACAUUUCGGGUUGCCCGGGCAGCAGCGCCGGGUGCAGCCGCCGCCGUGCUCAGCCCCGCCGUGCCGCGGCCGCCCCCGGGGCAGCCCCCGCUGCUGCCCCAGCCCCCCCCGGCGCCCACCCCCCCAAAGGAGCCCCCGGUGCCCGUGCAGCCCCAGAUCGCCGGACUGGCCUUUAACCCCGGCAUUCUCACGGCGGCUCUGGGGGCGCAGCCGCAGAUCCUGGGCUCCCUCAGCGCCCCCCCCGUGAUCGCCACCCCCCUGCCCAGCGUCCAGGGCAUCCCGGGGCAGCUCCUGAGCACCGCGCAGGGCCAGGUGAUCGGGACCCUGCCGUGGGUCGUGGCCCCCCCCGGGGUGGCCGCGGCCGCCCCCGCGCCGGCCCCGCCCAGCCUGCAGGUGACCGCGGUGACCCCGCAGCUGCUGCUGAACGCGCAGGGCCAGGUGAUCGCCACGCUGGGCGCCACGCUGGCCACGGGGGCCGCGCUGGCCACCGCCCCCCCCGCGCCCGCCGCCGGCAAGAAAAACGGCCCGGCUGAGCCCCCCAUCAAGAGCGAGGUCCAGCCCAUCCAGCCGGCCCCGGCGGGGGUGGGGCCGAGCCCCCCGGCCGUGCCCAAGGUGUCGGUGCCGCCAUCGCCGGGGCCCGUGCCGGGCUCCGAGACCCCCACAGUGAGCCAGCUGGUGGCCAAGCCCCCCGCCCCGCCCAGCGCGGAGGAGGACGGGAUCAACCUGGAGGAAAUCCGGGAAUUCGCCAAGAACUUCAAACUGCGGCGCCUCUCGCUGGGGCUCACCCAGACCCAGGUGGGGCAGGCCCUGACGGCCACCGAGGGCCCCGCCUACAGCCAGUCUGCCAUCUGCAGAUUUGAGAAGCUGGACAUCACACCCAAGUCUGGCGUGCUGGAGAAGUGGCUGCGGGAGGCGGAGCAGCGGCAGCGCGAGGGGCAGCAGCACCUGCUGGAGUUCGUGGGCGGCGAGCCGGGCAAGAAGCGCAAGCGCCGCACCUCGUUCACCCCGCAGGCGCUGGAGGCGCUCAACGCGCACUUCGAGCGCAACGCGCUGCCCACGGGCGCCGAGAUCACGCGCAUCGCGCAGGAGCUGCGCUACGAGCGAGAGGUGGUGCGGGUGUGGUUCUGCAACCGCCGCCAGACGCUCAAGAACACCAGCAAGCUGAACGUGUUCCAUGUGCCCUGAGGGCAGCGCCCGGCCCGGCUCUGCCCCGCCGACACCGCCACCGGCACCGGCACCGGGACCGGACCGGCUCCAGCAGCGCCCGGGGCCCGAGCUGGGAGCGCCCCCGGGUCCGCCCCGGCUCCUGCCAGCAGAACUUUGGGCACUGUUCUGUCCCUCUGCCGCCUGGUUCUGUCACCACACCUGGCCCUGUGUCACCUGUUCCAUCAACACAUCUGUACCUGUGUCACCUGUUCCAUCAACACACCUGUACCCAUGUCCACCAGCCCAGACCUGUGUCUGUCACACCUGUCCCUGUGUCACCUGGUUCCACCACCACACCUGUACCCGUGUCCAGCACACCUGUGCCCAUGUCCACCAGCCCAUACCUGUGUCCACCACACCUGUACCUGUGUCCAGGCCCUCACCUGCCCCUCAGCAACUCCCACAUGCCCUAAACUGGGAGUGCUGGGAGCCCCUCCGUGUCCCCCCAGGCUCCUGCCAGCAGCACUUUGGGCACUGCUUCUGUCCGUCUGCCACCUGUCCCACACCUGUCCCUGUGUCCACCGUGCCCAUACCUGUGUCCGCCACACUUGUACCUGUGUCCAACAUUCAACGUCUUCCACAAGCUCUGAACUGGGAGCACUGGGAGCAUCCCAGUUCCCAGUCACAGUCCCCCCUCGACCGUCUGCCAUCAGCCCUUUGGCCGUUGGUUUUGUCCCUUUGGCCGCUGGUUUUGUCCCUUUGGCCACCCCCGUGUCCCUCCAGCCCCGUGCCCACCCCCCUGUGCCCUCAGGGCCCUGACCUGGGAGCGCUGGGAAUCCCUCUGUGUGUCCCACCAGUCACAGCCCCCUGACCUCCAGCCAUCAGCACUUUGGCCACUGGAUUUGUGGUUUUGGCCACGGGUUUGUCCCUUUGGCCACAGAUUUGUCCCUCUGUCCCCGUGCCUGUACCUGUGCCCACCUGUGCCCACCUGUGCCUGUGUGUGCCCCCCGGUCCCUCCUCACACACACACCCCGCCUGUGACACACGUGGUGACAG
Messenger RNA from Camarhynchus parvulus, 2996 nucleotides. RefSeq names its product POU class 6 homeobox 1 (gene POU6F1). Gene Ontology annotation, molecular function: DNA-binding transcription factor activity, RNA polymerase II-specific; RNA polymerase II cis-regulatory region sequence-specific DNA binding. The transcript has 13 exons. Lineage: Eukaryota; Metazoa; Chordata; Aves; Passeriformes; Thraupidae. Bases 375 to 1979 code for a protein of 534 amino acids. Gene Ontology annotation, biological process: regulation of transcription by RNA polymerase II. The record is from RefSeq and is a predicted model, not a curated record.